Clupea harengus (Atlantic herring) is the source of this 2030-nucleotide messenger RNA. It is a transcript of the gene mkrn4, whose product is annotated as makorin, ring finger protein, 4. NCBI's taxonomy places the organism in Eukaryota, Metazoa, Chordata, Actinopteri, Clupeiformes, Clupeidae. Gene Ontology annotation, molecular function: ubiquitin protein ligase activity; metal ion binding. Gene Ontology annotation, biological process: protein polyubiquitination. The record is from RefSeq and is a predicted model, not a curated record.
UCAUACACUUUGGUAGUGUACCGUUGAGCUUUUGCCUCCCAGCAUUUACAAGUAUCUCUGCAGGCUGAAAUGGAUCGUUAUAGGAUGCCUUACAGGCCCCCGAAAAAGCGGACUUUUAACGCUAGAACAGAAAUCUGCAGGCAGUUUAUGAGUGGAUCAUGUCGAUAUGGUCAGAACUGUCACUAUCUGCAUCACUCUCCGCCAACUCAGAUAUGCUGGUACUUCCAAAAAGGUGACUGUUGGUUCGGAGACCGCUGCAGGUAUGUCCACAUCCCUGCUCCUGAUACUUCCGAGAGCAGGCGGGGUUCAGCACCUGCUGUUCUUUCUCCAGCCAGAGGUGAGCAGACGUUCCCUGCAAGACGUGGCUCAGAGCCUUGGGUAGUCGGCUCACAAAGACUCUAUGGCCAAGGCAGAAGAGGCUCCGAGCCACUGGUCACAAACACAGCAACAUUAGAAAGAAGCUUUGAACAUUUAACCACAAGAAUUGCAGAAGAGGAGGAUGGAUAUACGGAGACAACACCCCCACAUAAUCAGCAAGUCGACAGCAGUUAUUGUUCUGACGCUGUCCAUGCAAGCGCAGCAAACAGCCAACCGCUGGACCGGGGCAUAUCAGCAGCCAGCGUAGACGCACAGGAGCCUUCAGAUGGAGCCAACCAUGCUGGCGCUGCAGCCUUCACCCCCCGCCGCCCAGAGGAGCCGUCGGCCUACGAGCAGAGCAAAGACGUGGUGUGUGGCAUCUGCAUGGACAAGGUGUAUGAGAAGAGGGACGCCCAGAGCCGGCGCUUUGGCAUCCUGCCCAACUGCUGCCACGCUUUCUGCAUCGAAUGCAUCGUCACCUGGCGGAAGACAAAAGAAUUCCAGGAAGAGGUCAUAAAGGCCUGUCCGCAGUGCAGAGUGAAGUCUUCCUACUAUAUUCCUUACAGAUAUUGGGUUAAGAACGGCAAACCCAAAGAAGACCUAAUUGCAUCCUUCAAAGAAAGAAGCAGUAAAUUAAAAUGCAGGUUCUUCUCAAGAGAUGGCUGUUGUCCCUUUCAGUCUGAGUGCAUCUACCACCAUGAAGGUCCUGCUGGUCGCCCACGGAGACGCACGCCUCGCCGAACUGUGGAGGACUUUGAGGAUGGCUUUCAAAUUAUGGACUAUAUAAUUGCCCUUACAUUGGUUGGAGCCCACUACGACACCGAUGAUGACGAUGACGAAAGUAAUUAUUACUACUAUGACGAUGAUUUUCUGGACUCGCUGUUCUGGGAUACGGAUGACUUUGACCUUUGACUUCUGCCGGCCAGUCACUUAAGAUCAAGGAUGGUCUCAAUCCUGGUUCCCUGAUGACCGAGUUUAUCACAUGUUCAGUGGUGGGUCUGUAAUAGCUGGCGCGUAUACUUUUCAUGCAGACCACUGUAGCAUGUUUGCCUGCAUGGGCUCAGUGGAAGGUGCAUGUGGGAAUGCUAACACCUUGGUUGAGCUAAGGACUGUCUUUGCAAAACCUCAUUUCCCUGGGGUGAAGCCUUAAUUGUUGGGCAAUUGUUAACCAACUUUUGUUUACCAGUGUUUACCAGAGUGGUUGAAAUGAAGGAGAAAAAAAAAAAACAAUAAGCUGUAACGGAACUGUAAGGGUAAUGUUUAAUGUUGUAUCCUUAGGUAAAGUUCUCUUUAGAAACAGACCAUUACUCAACCUGAUGUUUCUAUAGUAACAUGUGCCUGUGUUAGGUCCAUAAUAUCUCGUCAGCGUUUCCUGCUUCUUAUCCACCUUUUUGUUGAUGUGAUCUAACUGACUUUUUGCACCCUUCAACCUGACACUUUUUUUAAAGAGUGGUGUAUAUGUAAUUAUUAGUUUUAUGUGUGUCUGAUUGUCUGUCCUAUACCAGACCUUCUCCUCAAGCUGGGGUCACUAUAUGUGGAAAUUAACAGGCUUUUGUCUUUGCUAGCAGUGUUGAUUUGGAGUAAUGGGAGAGGAAAAGUUUUAUGAAUUUUUUUUUUUACUGCAGGUUUGUAUCCACUGAAAGAAAAUUAAUAAAUUUCACAAUUUGCACAAA